Hemisphaericaspora subhashii is the source of this 1647-nucleotide messenger RNA. RefSeq lists its product as uncharacterized. Bases 1 to 1647 code for a protein of 548 amino acids. Gene Ontology annotation, cellular component: nucleus. The transcript has a single exon. Lineage: Eukaryota; Fungi; Ascomycota; Pichiomycetes; Serinales; Debaryomycetaceae. The record is from RefSeq and is a predicted model, not a curated record.
AUGAAUGAAGUUUAUAAUGAAGUACAACCUGCUAAAUUAACAGGAUCUAGAUCAUCUAAAAGAAGAAAUAGCACCCAUAGACAAUCCCCAUCUCCACAACCAUCAUCAUCUUAUCUCCCUUCACAUGCUCAUGAAUCUUAUACUCAUGAACAAGCUACAGGGGGGAAUAACUUGCCACGCACACGAUCAUCAUCCACAUCCUCAACUUCGAUAACGCUGCCCACCACCACAACAGCCACCAAUGAGCCAUCAUCAUCGGCAUCAUCAAAUUCAUCCAAUAUACAAGACCUUACCCAAUGGCCACCUACUUUACUGUAUUUUGUAAAUCGAAGUUUUGCAGAAUCGAGAAAAUUAUCUGAUCCUAAAAAACCCGAAUUUACUCGUCAAUUACAAAAAAUUAUUGAAUUGGCAGUUGAAAAAAAUAUGAUUUGGACAAAUGAUUGGACGAAUCAAAAAGUUCCAAUUUUACAUGGCGGUGGUCCAAUGUAUUUAGCCUCUGAUAGACCAAGACGUAGUUCUCAUUCAAGAUCUAGUAGUAUUAAUGAUGGCGUAGCCACCACCACUACAGCAACAGCAUCCGCGACCAUUCCAAGAUCCGUAAGUGACGCAUCCAGAGCAUCAUCUAUCCUGCUAAAACGUGCUGGUAGUGCCAACGAAGACUUUGAUACCGAAGAAAAGAAACGUCAACGUUUAGAACGUUUCGAAUCAUCAUCCCAAGUGAAAACCGCGACAACACAAAUGAACGCGUCAGUUUCACAAGGAGGUGGAUUUGUUGGUAGAUGUACUGAUUUAGAAAAACGAUAUCUUCGUUUAACAUCCGAAGCUGAUCCUGAAAGAGUUAGACCUCAAUGGAUUUUAGAACGAUCCUUAAAGCAUGUUACUCAUAAAUAUCAAGAAACAAAACUGUAUAAUUAUGUUAUUGAUCAAUUAAAAUCAAUACGUCAAGAUUUAACUGUUCAACAUAUCAAAAAUGAUUUUACUAUUGUUGUUUAUGAAACUAAUGCCAGAAUCUCAUUAGAGAAUGAAGAUUUAAGUGAAUAUAAUCAAUGUCAAUCACAAUUAAAAUAUCUUUAUUAUUUAAGAAGAAGAUCGGAUGAAACUUUUAAAACAAGAUUUUUUAGAUGUGAAGUUGAAUUUUUAAUAUAUCGAAUAAUUUAUAUGAUGAUUACAAAAAAAUAUGAAGAUGUUUAUAAAUUGAAAUUAACAAUUUUACAAUCUUUUAGUAAAUUUGAUAAAACUAGAAGAGAACAUAUUCAUUUUAAAUUUAUUGAAUCAUUAUUUAAAAUUAAUGGAUAUAUUUUAUUAGGUAAUUAUAUUGGAAUAUUUCAAGAAAUUGCAAAAUAUAAUUCAAUUGAUGAUACAAAAUUAGCUCGUAAAUUAUUUGAAAAGAUUUUAUUUAAAAGAAUUAGAAUUGAAUCUUUGGUUACAAUUUCAAAAAGUUAUAGAAUUGUCCCAAUUGCAUUAUUAGUUGAUAGUUUGGGGUUCGAAAAUGAACAAUCUUGUAUUGAAUUCUUAACUGAAUAUGAAUUACAAUCAUAUAUAUCAAAAGGUACCACGUUACAAUUCACUCCUGAAUGUAAACGUGAUGUAUUAAAUAUUUCCCAAACUCGAGAAUUUAAAAAAGUGGAUAUAAAAGGGCAGAUAUAG